Brassica oleracea var. oleracea is the source of this 649-nucleotide messenger RNA. RefSeq names its product 40S ribosomal protein S12-1. Gene Ontology annotation, molecular function: structural constituent of ribosome. NCBI's taxonomy places the organism in Eukaryota, Viridiplantae, Streptophyta, Magnoliopsida, Brassicales, Brassicaceae. Gene Ontology annotation, cellular component: ribosome; cytosolic small ribosomal subunit. The coding region runs from base 100 to 534 and encodes 144 amino acids. Gene Ontology annotation, biological process: translation. The transcript has 5 exons. The record is from RefSeq and is a predicted model, not a curated record.
UUCUUUCUCAAUCCUUUCUGCUGCAGCCGUAUUCGUCUUUGAGAUAACAAGGACUUCUGUUUAUUUUCCCGUCUUUAAACUCAUUUUUAAAGAGACACCAUGUCGGGUGACGAGGCUGCUCCAGUUGUUGUUCCUCCCGUUGCUGAGCCAGCGGCCAUCAUCCCAGAGGAUAUGGACCUGUUGACCGCAUUGGAGUUGACUCUUAGGAAAGCUCGUGCUCACGGUGGUGUUGUCCGUGGGCUCCAUGAGAGCGCUAAGCUUAUUGAGAAGCGUGUGGCUCAGCUCUGUGUCUUGGCUGAAGACUGCAACCAGCCUGAUUACGUGAAGCUUGUUAAGGCUCUAUGCGCUGAUCACAACAUCAACUUGCUUACUGUUCCAAGUGCCAAGACCCUCGGCGAGUGGGCUGGUCUCUGUAAGAUUGACUCCGAGGGCAAUGCCAGGAAGGUUGUUGGAUGCUCAUGUCUUGUAGUCAAGGACUACGGUGAGGAUACAACUGCCCUCAAUAUUGUCAAGAAGCACAUUGAAUCCAACUAAGUUUAAGGCGCAUUUUAAAUCUCGAAUUUCUCAAUGCCUGUUUUAUCUUGGUUUUAAUAUUUUAGCAAACAGCUCUCGCGCUUUGUUUUGAACAUGAUCAAGUUUUGCUGUUAUG